AUGGAAUGCACUGGUCCAAAACUUGAAGAGUGUUCUAAAUGUCAAAAUGGGACAUUCAAAGACAACAAAAGUGGGUUUUGCACAAAAGCAGUUGGGUGUAUUGAUUACAGUGACAACACUGGGUGCCAUUCAUGUCAAGAACAUUUUAUCCUCAAUGGGUCGUAUUGUGUAUACCAAUGUAAUGGAUGUGAAGAUGGAUUUUGUAGUAUUAGUUACUGCAGCAAAUGCACCAAGUGGAUAAAAGCAUCGGAUGACAAUGGGGACUGUUUUAAUGUCUCUGGUACUAAGGUAGCACUAAUCACAAUAGGAAUUCUGAUAAUAGUGGUAAUUGUAGUAGCCACUGGGUGCAUAGCACUAAUGUAUGCACUCAAGUUUAGAAAACCCAAAACGCAGAUAUAUAAAGAGGUGGUUUAA
Molecule: messenger RNA, 414 nt
Organism: Entamoeba invadens IP1
Lineage: Eukaryota; Evosea; Mastigamoebida; Endamoebidae
Exons: 2
Coding region: 1-414 (137 amino acids)
Source: RefSeq, a predicted model, not a curated record